AUGCUGUUGGCUGGAGGUUCUCCUAAUCAAGUGACUGAAUGCCUCGGGAAUGCCCCUCUGUUGUGUAUGUACGCGUAUCAAGGAAUUAUUGCAAUGGUUGGGUUGUUGAUAGAAUUUGGUGCUGAUAUUGAAAUGACGAAUUCCCAAGGAUGCUCAGCUCUUUCUUUGGCUUGUCAGAGAGGCCACACUGAUGUUGCGAGAAUGCUUAUAGCAUCAGGUGCUUCUCUAAGCCAUACGGACACAGCCGAACAGACUCCAUUGGUCCAUGCAGCCAAAAAUGGCCACAGAGAUACAGUGAUAUACCUUCUGGGUUGCCAGACGGGAAAAGAUGACCGCAAUUCAAUAGAUCUAGACGGUGACAACAUUGAGCAAAUAGUACCUGGGGCGAGACACGCACUAAUAGCGGCAGCACAAAACGGACAUCUCGACAUCGUUGAAUAUCUACUUGACACGGCUGAAUUGAUCCCGGACGGAAUAUGUCCCGUAACAGGCGAGACAGCCCUCACGGCCGCCUGCUCGACCGGCAAUGCCUCUAUCGCUGAUGCUCUGCUCAUCCGAGGAGCCACGCCCUACUCCCUCAACGCAAGGCAAAUGUCUCCUCUGGCCCUUGCUGCCAAAAAUGGCAGAACAGCUCUGGUCCUAAGGCUAUUGGACUCGGGGGCAGAUGUCGCCGGGUCAGGAGGGAAGAACCCCUUAAUUUUAGCAGCAGCGGAAGGCCACGCUGAUGUGUUGGAGAUGUUGUUGGCUCAUGGAGCUGAUCCCGAGUCAGUGGAUUCAGACGGCGUAUGCGCAUUGGGAUGGGCUGCGUUGCGCUCGCGCAUGAUUUCAGUCACCGCCUUACUCGAUAAAGGAGCUCAUAUUGAUCAAACAGACGGAAAUGGGAGGACGCCUUUAGGACUGGCCUGUGGAGGUCCAUCAGAUUUGGUGGAAAUCUUACUCGAGAGAGGAGCAUCUUUGGAAAAGGUGGAUCAUAGCGGCUUAAGGCCAUUAGACAGGGCCAUUGGACAGCGAAACGUUCCCGUGGUUAAUUGCUUCUUGAGGAAAGGAGCGAAACUUGGACCUACAACGUGGGUGAUGGCUUCAGGCAAACCAGAAUUUAUGCUAAUCCUCCUAAACAAACUCCUGGAAGACGGGAACCUUCUAUACCGUAAGAAUCGACCUUCGGAGGCGGCUCAUCGCUACCAAUACGCUCUAAAGAAGAUAAAUCCUUUGAUCAGCGAUGAAGGCCAGACAACGCCGGUUCAGCCAGUUCCGCAUGAACACGUGGCCGCGUUUGUCCAGCUCAAGACUAAUUUGCUACUUAAUUUGUCGAGAUGCAAGAGGAAACUUAAUGAACCAUCAGAAGCGUUAGAUCUAGCGGCGCGCGCGUCCUUACUCCGUCCGAACGCGUUCGAGUGCGCGUACGCAAUGUCACGUGCGAUACUUGCUCUUAAUAAACCCGCGGACGCAUUACCCCACGCCCGUCGUGCCUUAUUACUAGCUCCGCCCACGGAUUUGUCUGCUGCUCGGACCCUCAAAGCCCUCCAACAGGAGAUACUAACCAGAAUGAACACUCCACAUAGCCUGGAUACGCGAUCUAUGAGGAAUUAUGACAGCAUUAGUUUGAAUAUGCCUUAA
Pieris macdunnoughi is the source of this 1617-nucleotide messenger RNA. The record is from the annotation of a GenBank genome assembly. NCBI's taxonomy places the organism in Eukaryota, Metazoa, Arthropoda, Insecta, Lepidoptera, Pieridae.